Messenger RNA from Ambispora leptoticha, 2306 nucleotides. The record is from the annotation of a GenBank genome assembly. Lineage: Eukaryota; Fungi; Glomeromycota; Glomeromycetes; Archaeosporales; Ambisporaceae.
AUGGAGACAUUGAAAGAUGUCCCCGAGUUUUUCGAAACGCAACUUGAUGAAUCUUUAACUGCGAGAACCGAAAGUCUAGCAUCUUUUCGUGAACUGGGUCCUCCUGACCUUUGUCAUAUAACUAAAGCCAACUCUAAACCUGGCGUGAAGGAAGUUGGGUCUUAUCAUUAUGUAUCAGGUGUUGAUGCAUCAUCUUCGGCUACAUUAGCUGCUUAUCUAAACUCCCUCACUUAUGCUUUGGAAGAGACUCAUGCUUGGUUUUCAAAAUCAGCACUUUGGCGAAUUCGAUCUGGGAUUCCUGGGGGUGUGGAAAGCUAUGUUGUAGACUUGCGGGGUGAAAGACAUGAGGCAACUCCAGAAGUGUGGCAAGAAACUUAUAUUUCAGCAAUCCUUCGCGCUAUUCUCUAUUCCGAUGAUGCCAACUAUCGAUUGGCUGGUUUCCGUAAAUUAGAUCCUAUUCCUAACCUGGAAGCUGAAAAUCAUUUUCUAGAAGCAGCAGAAAAUCUUUUUUUCAAAGGAUAUCAGUUAGGCUCUGAUCCUGAGAUUCAAGUCGCGAAUGUAGUGAGUAACCACUUAACCGCCGGAAUCAUGAAAUAUUUCAGUCAAAAUUUUAGAUUUGGGCCUGCUGUCAAUCUUUUUGAGAAAUAUAUCCUUUUCUAUCCUGAAGUAGCGGCUUUGCUAGCGCAAUCGUAUAUUGGAAUGGAUGAGGAAAUUAAGGGUGUUAAUAUUCUAUAUGAUGCUUUGAAACAAAAUGCAAUGAGCUAUCCUUUACUACACGUUCAAGCAGAUUUUUUAUUAACAAAGGGCCGAACCGAAUAUGCGCUUAAACUUGCUAAACAAGCUGUGAAUUCUGCUCCUUCAGAAUUUGUGACAUGGGCAAAAUUGACUGAAGUGUAUAUAGAACUUGACGAUUAUGAAUCGGCGUUAUUGACAUUGAAUUCUUGCCCCAUGUUUACCUAUAACGAAAGAGAUAUGCAUCGCAUGCCAACCCCUGCAAAAACUCAUCUCCCAAUCAAAACAGAGAUAGCAAAUGCUGGUCUAGAUGAAGAUAAUGGACGUGAUAAUGAGGUUGAUGUCGCUCUAUUGCGUUUACCAGCGCCUUCUCUGCGUGGAACCUUUGCGAAGGCUUAUUCACUAUUGACACGCUUGGUUUCCAAGAUUGGAUGGGAUGAACUUUUAAAAUGUCGAUCGUCAGUUUUUGUGAUGGAAGAAGAAUACAGAUUACAAAAAGCAGCUGAAGAAGAGCGACAUAAACAAACUCAGAAACAAGCUGGAAUUAAUCAAACUCGUAUCUCUGAAUCAAAAGAACUUAAGAAAGAUCAAGAAGUUGUAAAAAAAGGGCAAACAAAUAAAGUUAACAACACCGAAAAAUCUAUACCGAAAAUAACUUUAUCUAACAACACUGAAGAUGAUCAAGCUAUAAAUGAUGGAAAUGCUUCCGCGCAAGCUGAAAUUCGUGACAUUGAUCAAUCUAAUACUAAUAUUAAUGAAAAACACGCUAAUAAUGUCAAAGAUAAUGCAGAAACAAAAACUUCAGAAGCGCCUGAUGAAAUAGAACAGCAAUCAAACAAUGAAUUAGAAUCUAUACCAAAAGAAAACAAUUCAACUGAUCCAGAGACUUUAGAUGAAAUUAUCUUGGAUGAUGACGAAAAAACGAAAACAUCAGAGGAAAAUGACGCGAAAAGUGAUAAAGAAAAGGUCCCAGAGCAAAUAUCUUUUAUAGGACCUGAACUAGAAAGACCAUCUCAAGCAGCCAACGAGGAGAAAAACGAUGCCCAAAGUCAACAUGAUGAACAGAACAAGGAUGCGGUAACGAAAAAGGAUUAUGCAUUUUCUUUCAAUAACAAGCGAUUAUGUGAAAGAUGGCUUGAUAAUUUAUUUAUGGUUUUGUACGAGGAUUUAAGAGUAUAUACUGUGUGGCGCUCUGAGGUUUCUCAUUAUAAGGCUCAUGGAUUAUUGUAUCGCAAAACUGGAACAGAAUGGGAAAUCUUGGGUGAUUUGGCUUCUAGAUUACAUCAUAAGGACGAAGCGAAAGAAGCCUAUCAACGAUGCCUCGAUUUUAGAUUUUCAGCUAAAGCAUGGCUGAAAUUAUUGGAAUUUUAUGUGGAAGAGGGGGAUGUGCAACGUACGCUUGGUGCAGUAGUAAAAUUGACGGUUUAUUACGAACGAUGGUAUCAUGAAAUUAUUUAUCCAUCAAUGGUUGGAUAUAAUCUCAAUAAAUUAAUACGUAACGAAGGACUCUCCAAGAUACAUUAUAAUCUUAUCUCAAUGAAAUUAUCGCCACCUAUAUCUAAAUUAAUCUCAAG